UUAGCGCUGUGGUAACAGCGAGCGGCCUCCAACCACACGAUGGUGCUCAUUUGCGGCCCAAGGAGGAACUAAAACAUGUGACGUAUAAAAUGACAGGAAUGACAGGAAAUGCUGUAGACACGAAAACUUCCUCCAGUUACUAGAGAUGGCUUGCUCUGAUAGUCAUAAAGGAAGUGUGGAAGAGGACAGUUAUGAGGGAGUUCUUGGUGGCCAGCUGUCCAGCUGUGCCUUGGCGAUGUUGGAAAAGGAACGGGAAUCCAUACACAGCCCGUCGGAGAGCCCUGGAACCUUAAUGAACAGCAGCACCUCAACCAGUCUCCAGUCUGCUGCCCUUGUGCAAGGCUAUGAUGUGGAGUUUGACCCACCACUUGAGAGUAAAUACGAGUGUCCCAUUUGUCUGAUGGCACUCAGGAAUGCCAUUCAAACACCCUGUGGGCACCGUUUCUGCAAGAGCUGCAUUGAGAAGUCUAUUCGGGAUACAGGACAGAGGUGCCCAGUGGACAAUGAAAUGCUGUUAGAAGACCAGCUCUUUCCUGAUAACUUUGCCAAAAGGGAAAUUCUUUCCCUCACUGUCCGCUGCCCAAACGCUGGAUGUACUGACAAAAUGGAGCUCCGACGUUUAGAGAAUCAUUUGGCACACUGUCCAUUCGCAACCAUGCCCUGCCCACAGUGCCAACAGUCUGUAAGAAAAACCUGCAUAGAGGAACACAAAACCAUAGAGUGCCCAAGGAGACCCAUGACCUGCCCAGACUGUGUUGCAAGCUUUGUAUAUGAGGAGAAGGAGCUUCAUGAGCAGCUUUGUCCCUUUGCUAACAUCAAGUGCCAGUACUGUGAGCUGGAUCUCAUCAGAGACCAGAUGGACUCUCAUUGUGAUACAGACUGUCCUAAAGCCCCAAUUGCCUGCACCUUUAGCCCCUUUGGAUGUAAGGAAAGGAUGCAGCGCCACAACCUGGCUCAGCACAUGCAAGAUUUCACACAGAUGCACAUGCGCUACAUGGCAGAGUACUUGCGCAGUCUUAGCCUCAAUGGCACAGCACCAAAAUCCCUUUGUACUCUUGGAUCUGCGGUAUCAUCUGAGGAUCAAGGAGCUGCAGUGUCCACAUCAACUUUUCGAGGAGCUGCAAGCUGUAGCAGCAGUUGUGCCCCAUGCCAGCAUAGUGAAGAGAUGCUUCGGAUCCGGGAAAUGGAUGGACGAUUAGUGAAACAGGAUCACCAGCUACGUGAGCUCAUCAUCUUAAAUGAUACUCGGGCAGGGCAGCUUGCUGAGCUCCAGCGAAAGGUAUCAAUGCUGGAGGAGACGGUGAAGGAGCUGGAGGCCCAGCAAUGUCAUGGCAUAUUCAUCUGGCGCCUCAGAGCUUUUUCUACCCACCUCCGCAACCAAGAAGCAGGCCUGCCCGUGGUUGAGCACAGCCCUGGUUUCUACACCGGCCGGCCAGGCUACAAACUGUGUCUGCGCCUGCACCUACAGACUCCCAAUGCCCCACGCUGCUCCAACUACAUCUCCCUCUUUGUUCACACCAUGCAAGGAGCUUUUGAUGGACAACUUAACUGGCCCUUUCAGGGCACUAUUCGUCUCGCCAUCCUUGACCAGGGCUCUGACGCACAGCACCACAUGGAGGUGAUGGAGACCAAGCCCGACCUUCAAGCCUUCCAGAAGCCUACCAUUCCGCGCAACCCCAAAGGUUUUGGGUAUGUGACUUUCUUGCACCUGCAUCAGCUGAGUCACCGAGCCUUUGUCAAAGAUGACACCCUUCUCAUCCGCUGCGAGGUCACACCACGUUUUGACAUGUUCCACCGCGAGGGACCCCCGGUGCAGCCGAGAGGACCUGAAGCAUCCCGGGACUAAAUUAUGUCAGUCAUGCGUAGUUACAAGUGUGCAAAAAUAGGCUAGUAUUUAUUAUCACCAGCUUUUAAAUGUCUUUGAAUGAUUUAAAUGCAGUCUCAUUUCAAUGAGUUUUGAAAUAUUCUGCAUGUUCGCACAUCUUCCAACAAGCCUUACAUGUUCAUGUUGUAUGAAUAGAAAUAUGGUCAUUGACGCAGGGUUCCUACACAAAUAUGGAAUAUGAUUAAAUAAAUCUGGAAAGUGUGGUAUGGAAAAUGAAAACUCCAGUAUUACAAAAUCUUCAUGUUUCCAAGAUUGUUGCCACUGUUCUUUUUUGUAAAAGAUAAAAUUGUGAAUAAGUAAAGGGUGGGGGAAAAAAAAGAAAUGGAUCAAUCUGUUUUUCUCAGGCGCUUGCUAGGACAGCUAAGAUGUUUGUGUGGGUGACACAUCCUGGAAAACAUUUGGAAAGAUUGACAAGUUGAAUGAAAUUAUAUGGUGAUAUAAUGACAUACAGUAUAUACAAACCAUUAAUUCCAUAAUUUAUUUACAACAUGAUACUAGUGAUGCAACUAUUCUUAGGCCGUAGGUGGACUACGUCAAUAUGAACCAAACACAAACAGUUAGUAGUUUGAGCAACAACAUAUCAGAAGCGGCAAAAAUAUUGAUCACUGGUUUCCAAAGUCAAAGUUGAUGUGUGUGAAUAUCUUGUUUUACCUAAAACACAAAGAUAAUAGGUCUGCUUUCUUGGAUGAUUAAGGAAAUUUAAAAACAUUUGGGAGGCUGAAAUCAUUUUUAAAUCAAAAACGAUUAAUCAAAAACCAAAAUAGUUGUAGAUUAAUUAGAUAACGAUUAAUCAUUGAUUCAUCAAUUAAUUGUUGCGGCUCUAAUGAUACACAUUUAUUUACUGAGUGGAAAAAAUCUGUAAUUUUGAAAUGUCAAAUCCGUAGAACCCUGUUGAUGUACAUUUUCUGCCUAUAGACUGACUGUUACUACGAUGUACCGUAACUGGACCUUUUUUUUUUUUUGACAAAACUUUUUUCAUUAUUUACCAGCAUAUGCCGACUGCUGAUCACAAGCUUUGGAGGGGAGUGACAAUCAUGUUUUUACUAUCUACACCCAUGUCAAGCCCAUAACCCAAUUGUUCAGUGUUCUUGCUGACUGAAAUGCCAUAUAUUUACAGUAGGGUUGUUUUGUUUUUUUUAAAAAAUUGGGUUAAUUCUAAGAUUUUGAUUGAUGUCUUCAAAUUGUAACAUCUAUUGUUGAUUUGUACGAUAACGGUGUUGACUAUGAGCACAUUAUUAUGUGGAUUAUUAUUAUUUCAAUUAGUAUGUAUAUAUAUUUUUGGCAAUGAAACAUUCGAGAAGACUGAUCAUUGAAAUGUGAAAAGUUGCUGAUAUUCUUUAACUGCUGACAUUAAAAAAGGUGACUGAUAAGUGUGGCAUGCAAAGCUUUCUGCCAGGCUAACCUAAAUAAGUUAGAAGCACUUAUUCUACAGUACCCCGCCUCCAAAUUAUUUUAUUCUCAUUUAAAACAUGUUCAAAAUAGAUAGGCUGGAUUAAAAUAUUUGGCACGUUUAAAUUGUAUCUUUCCUAAAAAAAAAAAAAAAAAACAAGCUGGCAUCACAGUUUUUAUGCAAUGUAUUUUCUUUUUCUUCUUCUUUUAUUUUCUUCCCCACAAGAUGUAAAGGAGAACAAACGUUCUCAUCCAUGACAUACAGACAUAAUGUAUAACCUAUUGUACAGAUAGACACUUAAAAACAAAUAAAAUUUUCAAGAGAAGUAAAUAUUAU
This is a messenger RNA of Dunckerocampus dactyliophorus (ringed pipefish), 3611 nucleotides long. It is a transcript of the gene traf6, whose product is annotated as TNF receptor-associated factor 6. Gene Ontology annotation, biological process: interleukin-1-mediated signaling pathway; regulation of canonical NF-kappaB signal transduction; regulation of apoptotic process. The record is from RefSeq and is a predicted model, not a curated record. Gene Ontology annotation, cellular component: plasma membrane signaling receptor complex. The transcript has 8 exons. Lineage: Eukaryota; Metazoa; Chordata; Actinopteri; Syngnathiformes; Syngnathidae. Gene Ontology annotation, molecular function: zinc ion binding; tumor necrosis factor receptor binding; ubiquitin protein ligase activity. The coding region runs from base 146 to 1846 and encodes 566 amino acids.